AUGGCUGACGAGGCAACCCGGCCUCUACUACCAGCCCAGUUCGGCUCCGAGAGAGCAUCCGACGACCAGCCUAGGCCAUCACAUCAAUUAACAACUGACUCAUCACAUUCUUCGCACCCCUUCGAAGAUAAAUUACCGGUCUGUACAACCGAGCAAAAACCAGGUUCUUAUUCGGGCGGGGCCACGAUGGCGGACGUGGCGAACCAGUCCAGCCCUAUCGAACCCCCGGAGAGGCCAUCCGUCGACCAGCCCAGGGAGUCAUACCAAUUAUCAUCAGAGUCGUCGAAUCUUUCGCCCGGUGAAGAUGACAUGACGGUCUAUAGCAACGAGCAAAGAUUAUCGCGAUCUUUCUCAGGCGGGGUUCAGGAUAAUCACAUACUCCAAGCCGUGGCUGCUGACGAGCCUAGCCGACCUCUGCUGGAUGGACAGUCUAGCCCUCCCGAAUGGUUCUCUAAGAGAACAUCCGUCGACUGGCCUAGGCGAUCAUAUGAAUUGUCAUCAGAAUCAACACCUCUAUUACACCGCCGUGAAGAUGGAUUGAUCUACGGGACCGAGCGAGGGUUGUCGCGAUCAUCUUCAUUCUCAUCACGGAACUCGCCUGAGGACCGCGUCAUCAAGAAGCGGAGCCGCGUACCAUGGCCGACGGUCAUCUCUCUAGCUCUUUUAACGCUCAGUGUGUUGGCGAUACUGGUACUUGCCUUUGCUGCUCCGGCGGCAGUCAAAGAGUAUGCGCAACAAGCCGCAGUCUUUAAACCGACGGCAGUAUCAAUCGAUUCUACAACACCCGCUGGUAUUCGAGCCCGGGUUCAGGGCGACUUCGUGAUGGACUCGGGGCGCGUGAAGAAUAAGUCAGUUCGAGGUAUUGGUCGAUUGGCGACAUGGAUUGCCAGGGAAGUUGAGACGGGUCCAUCGAAUGUUGAAGUCUAUCUCCCAGAAUAUGGAAAUAUCCUGGUUGGAAAUGCAGCGCUGCCCUCCAUCAAAGUGAACAUCCGUAACGGCCGUCAUACCAAUGUCGACUUCCUCACUGAUCUAGAAGCUGGUGACAUUCGAGGAAUCCACGCGAUAGCUAUUGAUUGGAUUGAGGGAAGAUUGGGCCGCCUUAGUGUCAAGGGCAAGGCGACAAUGAAUCUCAAGUCGGGGUUGAUUGCUUUGGGGACCCAAGUCUUGACAGACAGUAUUAUCAUUGAAGAACAUGAUUUCCCUGCUCUGCCGACGGUCGAUAUCCUCAAGCUGAAGGUGCAUGAUGCAAACAGUGGUGCAAUGGCAGUAGAUGUCUUAGUUUCAUCUUUGAUUGAUUCUCCCGUCGCUCUGACCAUUCCUGCCCUCGGGUUUGACAUUCUGGUACCCAACUGUUCACCGGGUGAUCCGUAUAUUCUGGUCGCCGAUGCGAGGACAAGCGCGAUAGACAUUCACCCUGGCCAGGUAACCGCAGUCGGCGUUGAGGGUCUCAUUCAAAGGCUACCCGAUGAAUUGACCUCGACCUGUCCAGGACGAGAGGGCUCUCCUUUGGAUUUUUUGGUUUCGAGCUUUAUGCAAGGUCUUGAAACGAUCAUAUACGUUCGUGGAUCUGAUGCACCAUUACCCAAUACCCCGGCAUGGAUUGUCGAUCUGCUGCAUAGCGUAACCGUGCCUCUUCCAUUUACGGGACAUGCGUUGGACAACCUUGUGAAGAACUUCACGAUGUCCGACGCACAUUUCUCCCUGCCUAACCCUUUCGCGGAGCCAGAUUCUCCAGAAUCGCAACCUACAGUGUCUGCUCUAGUGAAGGUUCUCGUUGCUUUGCCGCAGGAGAUGAAUUUCCAGGUAGAUGUCCCGCAAGUUCGUGCCCUUGCAGAUGUCUACUACAAGGAAGAGAAGUUUGGCGUGUUGAACAUCAGCCACUGGCAAGACGCCAACUCUACAAUGGUGGAUGAUCAAGAUGGCUCUUCUGCACUCCUUGUGGAGUUUGAACUAAAGGAUGCACCAUUACAAGUCACAGAUGAUGGACUUUUGGCAGAGGUCAUCCGAGAAAUGCUGUUCGGUAGCGAAACAGUCGUACUGCGGGUUGCUGCCACCGUAGACACAAAGGUCUCAACUGGUUUGGGCCGGUUCACAGUGCGAGGGAUCCCUGCGGAAGGGAAGGUACCAGUGAAGACUUCUAUCGGCAACUCACUUGACCAAAUCAAUCCCCGCAUCGUCUCAUUACAACUAAGAAAUACGACUGAAUCUUCGAUGGUGGUAUCUACGCAGGCGAACUUUACCAAUCCAACGAAUUACUCGGCUACAAUUCCCUUCGUUGACUUUCUCAUACUUUACAAUGGCACUGCUGUGGCUCACAUCACCGCUCAGAAUAUCUAUGUUAGGCCUGGCAACAACAGUUACGUGCCCAUCGACUUCUUCUGGUGCCCGUUAGAUGCAGCUGGAGUGGAUGGCGUUGAGGCAGGGCGCGCGUUGCUUUCAUCCUAUAUCUCAGGCUUAAAUACAACAAUCACUGUCAAAAGCCAUCGAAACACGGUUCCAUCUCUACCAGACCUGGGCGAAGCAUUAGCAGUCCUCAACGUCACCGUUCCUGUCCCUCACAUAUCUAUGCCUGGUUCCCCAGGUAGCGAUGAUGGCGACAAAAAGCCUCAUUUUAUCCAAGAUGCAACCUUCUACCUCUGGUCCUCCACAGCAGAAUUCACCCUCUCCUCACCUCUAACAGAAAACAAUAUCCUGAUCACCUCGAUCGACGCAAUGGCUUUCUAUGAGAAAAAUGAGCCAAUCGGCCGGAUCAAUAACCGUAAUCCCUUUGAAGUACCGCCUGGUAUAUCUACAAGCCCGCGCUUGCCAGUCGAUCUCGACAUGGGCGGGGUUGGGUACGACGCCCUGCGCAAGGCACUCGGCCAGUCGUUGGAGAUGGAUGCUAUCGCUAAGGUUGGAGUGCUGAUUGGGAACUAUAUGGAUGUCAUUUCAUACCAUGGAAAGGGUAUUGCAGCUAAAGUGAGGUUUUAG
Messenger RNA from Penicillium vulpinum, 2970 nucleotides. RefSeq lists its product as uncharacterized. Bases 1 to 2970 code for a protein of 989 amino acids. Gene Ontology annotation, cellular component: fungal-type vacuole membrane. Lineage: Eukaryota; Fungi; Ascomycota; Eurotiomycetes; Eurotiales; Aspergillaceae. The transcript has 5 exons. The record is from RefSeq and is a predicted model, not a curated record.